CAAGUGUCCAUGUGCGGGCUGACACGUGAACGAAAAACCGCGGAAACGCGUAUUUUAGAUAAUAAAGUGUAAAAUAGAGACAAAAUGGACGAGCCGGUUCGUAAAUCAAAGAGAGCGCGCAAGCGAAAAUUGCAAGAUGAAGAGGAAACGUCGACGAAGAAUGCGAAAAUCGACCGUGUCGAGGAAACGAGCGUAGUAUCGCAACAAACUACUGAUUCCGAAGAAAAUAACGCGGACAACAAUGUUACCGGCGUCGAAGAUCAGAAUGAAUUUAACGGACAGUUUCUGAAAACGGAACUUUCGUCCUCCUCUUCCACCGCUGAUGGUUUAAACGCUCUUAGAAAAUUCGUAACUAUAUGCAAGGAAAACAAAACGAGAAAUCUGACGGCGGAAUAUCUGCUCGCCGGUGGCAAUGUUCUCGAAGUUAUCAAGUUGUUGGAUUCCGAUAGAAAGAACAUGGGUAACGCCGUCACAGUUUUCUCGGCAGUCAAUAUUUUAAUCAUGAAGAUCUUGGCCGAGCAUCCUCAGUACCUGGACAGCACGGUGGAAGCUUGUCGCCACUUGCUAAACUCGCAUAUGUCUGUUGUGUAUUCCAUGCUUUCGCCGCAGAGCAAUGUCAAGCAGCGCAAAGUUGUGCUAAAGGCGCUUACGGCGAUAGUGUCUCUGGACAACAGUCUGGCCAGAGAGCUGCUCAUUCAUCUGUCACUGCAACGCCAGACAAUGGAGAAUCUGGUGCAACACACCAAGCCCGCAGACCCUCAAAAUGUUAGAACGUGUUUUAUUCAUUUUGUUCUUGCUUUCCUUGUGGAAGCGAGCGCGCCAGUAAUCAGGAUGUUGUUGGACAAGCACUAUCUACUUUCUCGUAUCUUUCCCGAUAUGCUGUACGAUUCGCAAGAUGUAGUUGUUUUGGUUCUAACUGUUGUGAGGAAAUACGUGCUGGAGAACAACGACAUUAGCAAAACCAUGAAGAUGCAUGUGUUCUCCACAAGUGUUGUGUUGAAUUUGUUGUCGCUGUACAAUUGGAAGGGUCCAAACAAUUGGAGCAAAAAGACCAAGAAGAACAAAACUCAGAGUACUGACGAAAGCGAGGCGUUUUUAUCUGACAAAGAGAUUGUCACGAAUACGGUUCACGAGUUUUUAAUCACUCUGCUGACAUCGCAUCGUCACGGAAUUAUCUUCCACGACCGAACGUUGGGCAGUUCGCAAAACAAACACAAUCAGCUGUUGUAUACGGUUCUUCAGAAUGUUGAAAAACCUUGGGAACACAAAAAGCCGUCAGAGCUGGUCGUUAAAAUAAUGGCCGCGUGUCCGGAUCUUAUUCGUUCGAUAUACAACGCUGUAGAGCCAUUUCUUGAACCGCGAGUAUCUCCCAAGUGGAUUUGUCUUCUCAAAUUUAUCGAGAAGAUAAUUACAUCAGUUGACUGGGUCAGUCAUGUGAAAAAUCCUAAAAUUUGCGGUUCGGAUGUGUAUGUUCAAACGGGCUUGAAAAGAACAAUUCUGUCAUUGACACUUCCAAGCGUAGUAAUGAAAACUGCCAUUCUACCGGGAUUAGAUCACGACGAUCUUGUUGUUAGACACGAAGUCUUGAAUCUUCUCUUGGCGAUGGUUCAACAGCUGAAAAUCAUUUCUUCGACAACAAAUCGCUUUAUCUUUCGAGGACACUUAACGGAUUUUAUUCUGGGUAUUAUUCCUAACGCGGAAAUGAUUCUACGAACGUGGAAUCGAGUCUUCGAAGCUGGCUCCGAUGCAAACGCUCCGGAAAACGUAGAAGAUAUCGAAUAUCCAGAAAUACUAGAUCAUCUCGACGUCAUUUUGAACGUUCUUUGCGCGUACAAAGAUGUGUGUCCGGAAUUGUUGGAUGGUUUAACACAUUCGCAGUCGAGUCUGUUGUUAUCGACCUUAAAUAAUCUUCAAAGUGAUAAAAGAUACGAAGAAAAAAAUGAAGCGGAGAAAAUAAACCGUAUGAAAGUCAAGACGAUACACUUUCUACUUGGCUUCGAUCUCUCCAUCUUUGCGCCCAAAGAGAAGAUGUUCAAAGAUGCUCUUCUCUUUCUAAUAACGUUGAUACAUCAAAAAGCGACGCCGGAAAAUUUUGACACCAUCAGAACUUUAUUGAACGCUACCGGUCUGUUUGAAGGUUGCGAGGAUCAACUGGACAUUUGGAUCAAUGGGUUUCUGGUGGUGCAAAAUCCCGAAGAAUUGAUACCGUGGUUCAUGUCCGUUCUUAAAAACGCCAUUAAACACACUUAUAGAUAUAUAGAUCAAAUAACACAAGCGGAAAAAACGCUAAGCGAUCAGAUGGCCAAUCUGGAUGUUGAAAAAGCAGACGACAUAAUUAAUUAUUUGUUUGACAAAGCUAACAAACCUCACGAUCCUUCUAACGAGAAGCUUUAUAGAAAAAAGAAUUAUAUUGCGACAAAGCGCAUGUGUGAAAAAGAUUGCGAGAAAAAGAAAACUGAGAGUGAGAUCACUCGGCUGCUGAAUAAAACGAAUCCUAAGGAGUUUCCUCUUUAUGUUAAUAACCAUUUUUGUGAUAGAGUUCUUUCCGCAUCGACUCAAGUUAAUGGACAAAGAGAUCGUUCUGGUCUAGAUUGUGUAAAUAAUUUUUGCACAGCUGUGUCGCCGCUUUUAUACUGCGCGCUUCAAGAAAUAAACAAGAAAAGUUGUUCCAGCGCUAAUUCAGACUACUUGUCUUACGUGAUGGUCCAUACGUUACAUCAUCAGGUUGUUCCGAAUCUGUUGGUUCACUUGGCCACAGAUUCGACCGAUCUUCCGGUUUACAAAUACUUAAAAAGCUGGUCGAAUGACAACCAACCAAUUUCCCUGAAGGAUAAGUUGCCGUUCUUAAAGUUACCGCACAAAAUAAGCAACAUGUUGCUGGCGGAUAGCAAAUUGGACAUGACCAAGUUUUUAAAAGCGUUCAACGAUGGCGAUUUAACGUGUUGUUUCAAAUACAACGACGAGGAAGUCAUUAUCAGACAUUCCUUGUCUCUGUACGACAGCACACUGCUGUUGAGAAUGACCGUUUUUUACUUGGCGCAGUUGGCACGACGUGGGAUCUUGCAACAGGCUCAGAAAGAAAAUUGCGAAUUCGUGCUGGUGUCUGUUUUAAAUAUAGCGCAAUCUACUCGAGAAGACAAAGAAGAGUUCGACAAAAACAUAUGUAUUUUCACUCAUCCCAUUCUGUUGCGCCACUUCUCACUGUUUUGCGAGGAAUCUUCGAUAGAAAAUAUGAUCACCCAAACCAUGUUGAGGGUCUCCAAGGCUGUUGUGUCUUUGUACGAUAAACACGACGAUGAAAAACUUUACAAUAUCUUUUUCGGAAUCAGAAAUAAAUUCGUCUCAGAAUUGGAGAGUGUUGUUGAAACAAAUCCUCUGGAAGUUCGCGACAAUAAAUGCGACGUUGUUAUCGCGUCGCUUGAAAUAUUGCAGCUGAGCGUGCAGGACAUCGCAAGUUUGUUGCUUGCUCUAGUAAAUCUAGAAAAGAUUGUAUUCACUUCGAGCGAUGAACAAAACUUGUCCGUGUUCGGACGUAUCGUUCCAAUAUUGUUGAACAUGUAUUGCAGCAAGUCGCCGUCCGCCGAGUUGACCGACCAGUUUGUAAAGAGGUUGAGCUUGCAUCUGGUACAUCUGAAGACCGAUCGAGUAGACGUGGCAAGUUGGGAAGAAGCUUUGACGAGAUAUUUGACCAUCUUUCCAUGCGAUAUUGCCGAUGUUAGCGGCGAUGUUUUCGGAUUGUUGUUAACACGAAGCAUUAGCAAAUCCACGAUCCGGCUGAUCGCGCUGUUGAUCGACAAAAAUACCGAACUGAUACCGUCGUUGGUAAAGUACUUUCUCAAAACGGAGAACAUAAAGCAGCGAGACGUCGUGUUUCCAAUAUUGGGCAGCAACUUGAGAUACAAGUGGAACAAACAGUUUCUUCGACGUCUUUAUAAGUGUUACAACAAAGAUAUCGCUGCUUAUUUAACCGAUCCGCAGAAUUCUGUAUCCUGGAUCGAAGAGAACGCAACGGCGAUCGCUCAUCUCAUUGAGAACACUUUCGAUAUUGGUCUGUGCAAGAAAAUUUGCGACGUUAUUUCCCAAAGUGGCAACAAAUUGGACACGGUGUCCGUUUGUUUCGUAGAAUUGUUGGAAAGUUUGUACAAGAGAUACGAAAGUCUGGCGACGCUCAAGGAGAAGCCGCUGACGGAUUUAAUACUGAUGCUGUUGCACGUGGCAACACUUGCGUUGAAAAAGGAGUCGAAGAACGUGGAAAAAAUCAAAUUCUUGUACAAAAAGUUGGACGACACGAUGAUUCGUCUGAAGAAGAUCAGGUGUGACUUCACAUUUGCGUCACUGAGCAACAGCAACUCGUGGCCGCAAUUCACCAGGUUUUCUCUCAAGUUGGGUAUGAAAAAUCCCGAGGACGAUCGCACGCAGAUAAAUAUAUUAAAAACUCUGAGCAAUUUGUGUGAUGUUGCGUACAAAGACAAUUUUGACGACGAGUACGCUAAGACGUUAUUCGAAAUGACAACAUCACAUUCGGAGUUUGUUAAUAUCAUGCUCGGAUCGUCCACUGUUAAAGGUGAUCUGGUCGAAUUGCUGAGGAUACUCACUCGAAAGAAUCGUUCGGUAAUAAGCGUCUCGCACGUGCCUGUUUAUCUUGCCGCUUACAGCGCUACCCUCAGCUAUGUUGAUCAACGCAUUUUACAGAUUCUUCAACAUUACGAAUCUCACGACGUCAAUCUUCAGCAGUACUGGCCGUAUUUGUGGGGAAACGCCGCGGCAACGCGUUAUAGCGUAAGAGGAAAGACGGAUACCGCUCUCUGGAGACAACCGUCCACUUCCGAGAUCUUCAACUUGUUCGACAAGGACAUCGUCGGUGAAACUAUAACAAAUUAUCCUGUACAUAGAGCGUUAAAAGAUGAUAAGUUGCAUGAGAAUAGUAACGUGUACGAUCCAGCAUUUUACUUGCCGCUGUUGUGUUCUUUAUUGGCGGAGAACAAUAUUGUCGCUUGUCACAGGAUAAAUCAGACUGGCGCGUUAGCGUUAGCGCUAGCCUCGUGCUGCAGCAGUUCCAAUGAUGUUCGAAUGAUAGCGUACACCAUCAUUUCUAGAUACUACUUCCAUUUGGAAGCGUCUAAGUCCAAAGAGAAGAAGUUAUGGAUGCGUUUGAUUGACGUUUUACGAAACGGCAUUACGUCCUUAAAUGGUUCACUGAAAGAUACUCGUUUAAGUUGUCUGGUUACCACUUUCCUGGCCAGAGCUUCGCUGAUCGCUACUCAACCUCUCCAUCCGCUCUAUCUGCCGUUGCAGACAUUUCUGAUGGCUAAAGCCGCUCUUGAUCUGAACACUAUACCUGAAUUGCUGCCGUUGUUGCACAGCUCUCACGUGGAGCACAAAGCGCAUCGUCACUGGAUCCUGGAAAAUAUUCGAGACGGCAUGAGGGAGGAGAGCGACGUGAAUGUAGCACUGAAAUGCUUUGCGUUCAAGAUGCUCUUAGACUUUUACACCAGUACACUGUCAGAUGCAAAGACCAAGAAACUGAUAUUGGAAGUCAUUGUUUCCGCCACCAGAAUCCCCAGCGCGUCCCUGCUUCUUAUGCGGGGAUACGGUUUGCUUUCUUGGUUGUACGAAAUUACCACCUACUGCAACAGUAAUACGUACAUGAACAUUAUGGUUUUAAUUGAAAAUCUAUUGAACAGUUUGGAAAACUUGACGGAAGACACCACUCACUAUAAAUUCAUGUUGCACAACAGUGUUUUACAGUUGCAACAGCGAUCAAACGAGAUAUCAAAAUUAUAAAAUUUAUGUGUUUAACUGCAUUU
Molecule: messenger RNA, 5807 nt
Organism: Pseudomyrmex gracilis
Lineage: Eukaryota; Metazoa; Arthropoda; Insecta; Hymenoptera; Formicidae
Product: nucleolar pre-ribosomal-associated protein 1
Exons: 9
Coding region: 85-5784 (1899 amino acids)
Biological process (GO): maturation of 5.8S rRNA from tricistronic rRNA transcript (SSU-rRNA, 5.8S rRNA, LSU-rRNA); maturation of LSU-rRNA from tricistronic rRNA transcript (SSU-rRNA, 5.8S rRNA, LSU-rRNA)
Cellular component (GO): nucleolus
Source: RefSeq, a predicted model, not a curated record